GUGAGAGUAGGCUGAGCACACGCGCCGUUCGCACGGUGGGUGGGUGGGUUGGUGGCCGCUUUCGUAUGGCUCCCAAAUGAAGACCAGCAGCAUCAGCACCGCCACCACCACCACCACCGCCGCGGCCGUGAUUGUCCUGGUGCUGUUGGGCAGCGCGUCCUGUUUGGAAGUUCAAGGUCUGCUGGCGCCACGCAACUUUCGCGUGACCUCUGUGGAUCUCAACUGCUUUGCCGAGUGGUCACUUGACCCCAACGCGACCCACGAUGUGACCUACAGACUGCAGUAUAAAAGCUACUGGAUUAAGGACAACGACCAGUGGAAGAACAUCUCUUGCCCAGACGCGCGUCGCAGCGAGUGCGAUUUCACAGCGAGCUGCCAUCCGUCGUCCAACCACACGCUCCGCGUGCGCGCUGAAGCGCCGGGUGCCGCGUCUGAGUGGGCAUACGCGUGUUGCUUCCAGCCGCUCUUGUCCACAAGGCUGACGGCGCCGUCCACCUCUGUCAUCGUGUCUGGACUGAAGUUUUACGUUAAAGUGGAAAAUCUGAAAGUGAGAAAUGGGAACGAUUUUCUCGAGAACGUUUACAGCAACCGGCAGUGGUUUCUGAAUUACACCGAAGAAGCGAACGGCCACGUGCAACAACACAUCCUGGUCACACAGAACCACCACAUAUUCACCGUGCCGCACGCGGGCAACUACUGCCUGCACUCUCAGUUCUACAUUCCGGACUUCAACCUCUAUGGAGACCAGAGCGCCGUGGCAUGCUACAUCACCCACGACAUACCACUGGACUUUCUGAACCUGCCUGUGGUUGUCACCAUCACCCUGCUGAGCAUUGUGAUCGUCGGCCCCUUGGUAGCCAUGGGCUGGUUCUAUCGGCAGAAGCUCAAGAGCCUCAUAUCUCCCAUAGAUCCUCCUCCACCCGCCAUCUUGCAGAGCCUGGAGAAAGAGUCAAAAGCACAACACGAGUGCAAUAAACGGUGGCUAUCGAAGAGCCCUGCCUGGGAGGGCAGCAGCUCUUACUGCAUCGUCGAAGACGAAGACGAUGCAUCCAAUGACGACAAUUGCAUGCAGCCACGUCCGUUGGGCAAUUCGGGCCUCCAGGCCGGUAGCGAGUGUCGCAAGUCGGUGCAGCCCGCACUCGACGGUUCAAACGGCAGCCCCCUUUCCAGCUACGAUGUUCAAGUCGAUCCCAGAUUGCAGAGGGCUACUUUCACACCUGUGCGCCGCUCCACGUCUGACCGCUCAGACUGUAAUCCAGCAGAAAGCCUCAUGGCAGAUGUCUGGCCGGAUAACGGCCAGAGUGCCGAUGUACCGUUUUACAUGCCGCAUCAAGUGCACAACUUGCCGUGCACAGAAGGUUUAAAACCGAUGGUCAGCACGGCCAGCUCGGGGUUAGACUUCCCAUAUUCGUGCGUUGAUCUGAGCACUGUCACCGGUGAUAUCAGGCAAAAUUCUAAAUCGGACGACGUUCUGUCCGUUGAUUUGGAGUCAAGAUUCGCCGGGGUUGAUUUAGCCCGGCGAAACUCGAAACCGGAUUGUUCAAUGUAUAGUUCACAGAUUGUUGUUUUAAUGGAGCCAGCCAGUCAACGUGGCACAGGAUACAGGAAAACGUGGAUUGUACCCAAGAUGUCGAUGAAUGGGGGUAAUUUAACAUAGCUGUAUUUCAGGGUUUUGUUAUUUGGAGGCCUUGGAAGUAUUAGCAGGGAAAGUGCUGCAUUAAUUAUACCCUCGUGAGAUGUUCGUUUUGUGUUCCACGUUUUAUUUGUUUUUAUAUGACAGAGUUGCAGGUCAGCUUUUGAAAAUUAUGAAAACAAUGUAGCAUUUGUCGUGAGAUACAUAUUGUAGCAGUGGGCAUACAUACAUUUUAAUUUAUCUUUGUACAGUUGAGAACACUUCUAUGAAUUAACAAAUAUUGCUGGGCAUUGCCCAGUAAAUGUCUUUCGCAUCGUAUGUAGCCAAUCGUCAUAAUCGGAGGUGCAGGAACAUUGGGUCAACAUCGCGGCCAAGGUUGGUCCAACAGUUAUAAACAGCAUGCCAACGUUGACUUAAAGCUUUCGUGACUGCAGGAAUUCAUAUUCUUUGGGUCUUUCGGUAAAGUCACGGAGAUAGGUUCCUGAUGAUGACCGCUUGUGUUGCGAUCGAAACGUCGUAGUUUUUUGUUAUUUUCUUUUAACCUAUCUACGUGACUUUACCAGAAGACCCAAAGAGUAUGCCAAUGUUGGCCCAACGUUAUUUAUGUUUAUUUGAAUUGAAUCUCAUCACGUGAUCAGGCCCCCGGCAUCAACGUAAUCGGUGGCCGCCUGGGCCACCAAACUCUAUCGCUUGCCAAGAAAGUGAUCCUCUCGUUUGGUUGUUCAGUGAGACAGAGAAUCCAUUUGGAAAUCUUGCAGAGCAGUGUGAUCCCCCCAUCCCACCCGCCACCCCCAGCAUAAACCAUCAUGCAAACUCCAGUCAUCCUCGCAGUGGCAGCUUUUGGCUAACCAUCACACACAAAGACGGUCACCGCAUUGCGCACUCUCAGAUGCACUUCUGUGGUCGUCUGGAACGCUCUUCCGAUAUUAGGAAGCCACUGGAGCUAUGCACUUUUAAAUAAUUUGGAUUCAAAACCCAUUUCAUGAGAACUGCUUUUUGUAUUUAGUUUGUUGUCUUUUCUCCUGCACCUCCGAUUAGCACGGUUGGCUACAUACGAUGCAAAAGAAGUUCUACAUACAUACACAUCCGUGCGUUGUCAGAGAACAGCUGCGCAAGAGAUUUUUCGCCGUACAUCUUGGAAGUGGCUGUGAACACCUUUGGGUUCACACUUUUACCGUACACUAAUAUUUUGUCGCGUGACCGUUACACGAAUGUUUUCAAUUCUCAGAGCUGGAGUUUAUCCGACUUAGGAGGUACAGAACAACAUUUUACAUGAUGGGUUCUUUCUUUGUGCAAUAAUAACUGGUGACCGGGCUGAGACCAUCAACUCACCACACUUGAGAACUCCGGGUAACUGAAGCUCAAGACUGAGUACUUUAUUAUAUCAGCGCUUAAGGCCCAUUGAACAAAACAGAUUAUGACCAAGGAUGAGCAGCCAACCGGGAUUGUAACCUAACCUCUCGACCCGGUCACCUCUUGUCAAUUAUCGUUCGUGACUCCUGCGUGUAUUACCUGUCAUCGUGUAUACGCAUGCUCGAUGAAUCAUUUGUAAAACUGGGUGAAGAGAAAUGCGUAUACAAAAUGUUGUUCCAAUUUUUCUCGUUGCCGUCACAGCUUGGCGUCCUGGGUCGCCUUCCCCCAAGUCCGCACCUGCGGGUUACAUUGUAAAAGAAUAUUGCUCCACGCAUGUGCGGCGACGUUUUUUGCGGGUUAAACGGCGAACGCAGCGUCACAGUAAAUGACCCCACUUACCUUUUUUUUUACCAUUACUGUAUUCCGAAACGAUCUUUAUGAUCGUCCGACAAUUCGUAUCUGCGGGUGGCCAGAUCUUUUUUGGGAUCUUUGAGAUUACAGUGUUUUCCGAAAGUCGAAAGGACAUCAGCUCUAAAUUUCGAUGUAAAGCUUUCGUGACUGCAGGUAUUCAUCUUCUUGGUUCUUUCGGUAAAGUCA
Messenger RNA from Lethenteron reissneri (Far Eastern brook lamprey), 3583 nucleotides. RefSeq lists its product as uncharacterized. The record is from RefSeq and is a predicted model, not a curated record. Gene Ontology annotation, molecular function: cytokine receptor activity; protein binding. NCBI's taxonomy places the organism in Eukaryota, Metazoa, Chordata, Hyperoartia, Petromyzontiformes, Petromyzontidae. Gene Ontology annotation, biological process: cytokine-mediated signaling pathway. Gene Ontology annotation, cellular component: plasma membrane.